Messenger RNA from Spirometra erinaceieuropaei, 983 nucleotides. The record is from the annotation of a GenBank genome assembly. NCBI's taxonomy places the organism in Eukaryota, Metazoa, Platyhelminthes, Cestoda, Diphyllobothriidea, Diphyllobothriidae.
AUGUCCCACAUAAACCAUCCAAACACUGACCGUCCACAGAGGAAGAGGAGGGCAUCGGGAAUACCGGAAUUUCUCAAUUUCGACGACGAAGAUCCCUCGCUCUGCACGGUGGGUUCCUUUCAGUCAGUCUAAUGCCUGCCUAGUCGUCUGAAGAUGGCCUUUCAGAAGCUGAGUCCUGGCCAGGGAACCUAUUGCCCCUGACAGAACCGGAUCCCGGAUGUGUACCGGUCGAUAAUGACAGAAGCCCAGCAGACAACGCUGUUCUCCGGGAACUUCGCAAUCUAUCAAAGCAGAUGGCAGCCUUUGAAGGCAAGGCAAUGCUCAUUGAUUCUAACCUGCUGAACAGACAAAGUACUCAGUAGUAUCCGACAGCUCAGCCGACGUGUAGCUCACUUAGAAAGCAAGAAGACAGAAGAAGGUAGGGUGGCUAGUACUAGGCCGCAGAAUCCGGUGGAACAUCCGCUCAAAAACGCGGAAGAAUUCAGACAAUUUGAUGCAACCCUGCUGGCCGUUGACAAUCGACAACAACUGGUAGGCUGCCUUUCUAUUACUUGCUGCGGUUCACAGGCAGACUACCUUUCAACAUUGGGCGGAAAAGAUGUUACCCACUUUGCCAGAAACAUCUUUCGUGCUCUGUUUGACAGGCAGAUCAGCGCCCAGUUAAAUUACUCCGGACAGGGCAAGAAAGUCGGCCUCGAACUGUCGAACGUCUACUCAGUAAUUGAAAGUAGGUUUCCUCUUCCAGUACAAUCAUGUCUGUCUGAGAUGUCUUUGCUGACUGGGAUGCGGAGCGUAAGCAUUCCAAAAGGGAUCUCGUAGAUUCUAUCCGCCGUUGCUUCAAACAGGACUAUGAUGCCUUGCGGCAGCGGACUAGACGAGCAACUCAGACAAUGGAUGACCCAGGUUGGUGAACCGUUUAUCCCAAUGAAACCUCUGCAGCUCAUAUAGGCACUGCUACGACGGAUACUACUCCACGGCCAUAA